AUGGCUGGCGCUCUUCCCCGCGGCCUGGUGUCAAACACCGACUGUGUGAGUUCCGACCUCCAAGCGCCCGGCACCGUUGAAAUCGAGGACGUGGCAAAGCUCUGGCGAGUCUAUACCACCACGAAAGUCACCUUGAAACGUGGGGCUGGCCGCCGUCUGGAGAACCUCUUCUGGAGGAUAUGGAGCAAUGGCCGCAUCAGCUCCACCAUCACCGGCUCGACCUUGGCUACCCUUUUCACCCAGAUAUCUGAUGAGAGCCCGUUGUGGACUCGAGAUCGAGAGGAACUGGGGUCCAUUUUGAGAGAUUCUCCCCCCGGGCUACCGUCAACCCCAGGCCUGCAUUCUCCGUCUUCCCCCAGUAAAGACGGUUCUGCCACUCAUAUGUCCAGGAUGUAUUCCGAAAGAGGCUGCCAGACCAACCUCCCGCCCUCUAUUCUCAAGAAACCAUCACGGUCAUCGCCAUCAUCACAAACCCCUCGAAAGAGCACCAGGGUUGUGUUUACGCCGGGAGAGAGUUCGGAUGACAGCGAAACUUUAAAGCCAUACCCUCCACGUCCUUGCGUUAGGAGGAAAGUGAAAAGAAAUCUAACCCCACAAGCUCAACUUACUGUCAGAAGUGAGAGGACUAUUCGAGUGUCGAAUCCCUCAUCGAUGCAGUACCCAGAAAACAUUCCAAAAGCCAACCUGUCUAUAAACAGAACACCUCACUUUCACAGCCAUCUUUUCGAGCACCGCCCACCAAAUGCUUCCAGUAUAAUACAAAUUCCAGAAGAAUUGUCCCCCAAAACAACCAAUCUAUCCAGACCAUCGAGACCAGCCCUUCUUUCCGACCGAUCCAGUCCGCCUCACAAACAUACUUCCACCCCCUUAUACGAUGGCCCACCAGCUGCUAACAACACAGAAAACACUGUACCCCCAGAGCACCAACCGACGCCCAAGGCCAUUACUCAACAGCAGUCGCAAGCACCCCCUAACCCUGCAGAACCAAUACCUGAAGCUCAGCCCGUUUCUACCACUCCGCUAGUUGAUAAAGAUUUUCGAGCACGCUUUGUCGAGAAACCUCAACGUGAGGCUCGCGUGUCGUCGCUCACCAGCUUAAUUUCGUCCGACGAGUCAUUUUCAUUAUCCAUCUCCCCAGCGCCCACCGACCCGUUACUAAUCCCCGAAUCAACCAACGGUACUCAUACUUCCACCGCUUCUCGACUAGAUGCUUACUCGAGCGAGCUUCCAGAAGCCUUGCUCUCUCGCACGUUGUCAGCUGCAGCCCAGAUUCCCGUGUCACGCGGCGGAAGUCUGAGGCUUCCGGUGCGGCAGAGGCAGGAGAGCUAUCUGGCCAGAUUAAUUGAAGAGGAAAGACUGAAAGAAUGA
Messenger RNA from Ophidiomyces ophidiicola, 1368 nucleotides. RefSeq lists its product as uncharacterized. Bases 1 to 1368 code for a protein of 455 amino acids. The transcript has 4 exons. The record is from RefSeq and is a predicted model, not a curated record. Lineage: Eukaryota; Fungi; Ascomycota; Eurotiomycetes; Onygenales; Onygenaceae.